Molecule: messenger RNA, 339 nt
Organism: Macrosiphum euphorbiae (potato aphid)
Lineage: Eukaryota; Metazoa; Arthropoda; Insecta; Hemiptera; Aphididae
Source: the annotation of a GenBank genome assembly
AUGGACGAUGAAGAAAUUCUUAAUGCUUUAUACAACUCUUUCGAAUUUUCAGAAGAUGAUGAUUAUCUCGACCCCGAUUAUAUAGUAAGUGAAAAUAUUUUACCCGAUAAUACUUUGGACGGAUUUGAUCAUUUUGAUCUUUUAGUUUAUGCUGAAGAUGGCGGUACUGAGGUUGAAAAUGGAGGAGGCAAUAUUUUAUUAACAACAGAUAAUGAAAAUGUAACCGAAAAUAAUUUAUUGUCAGCAAAUAACGAAUGUGAAAAUAAUGAAAGUGUUGAGGUAGAAAAUAAUGAGGUCGAAAUUGACGAAAAUGUUACUAUUAAAGGCAAAAAAGAGUAG